UGUACUUCUCUUUCACAAACUCAGCACUUCAAUCUUCAUUCACCUCAAAAUGGAAGCUUACAACUCUUUUUCUAGCCAAUGGCGAUUUGUUUUCGUCCUAGGCCUCUUGUUUUUCUUAGCAAAUGCAGCAAAUGCAGUAGUUCAGCAUCAUGAUUUUGUUAUCCAAGCAACCAAAGUGAAGAGGCUGUGCAAAACCCACAAUGCAAUUACAGUCAAUGGGCAGUUUCCAGGACCAACCCUGGAGAUAAAUAAUGGUGACACUUUGGAGGUCAAGGUUACUAACAAAGCUCGCUACAAUGUCACCGUUCACUGGCAUGGUGUCCGACAGAUGAGGACAGCGUGGGCGGAUGGACCUGAAUUCAUUACACAGUGUCCAAUUAGACCAGGGCAGAGUUACACUUACAGAUUUACAGUCCAAGGCCAAGAAGGAACACUUUGGUGGCAUGCUCAUAGUUCAUGGCUCAGAGCCACUGUUUACGGAGCUUUAAUCAUUCACCCAAGGAUAGGAGAUUCAUAUCCUUUCCCUAAGCCAAAGCGCGAAACACCAAUCCUGAUGGGUGAAUGGUGGGAUGCAAACCCUAUCGAUGUCAUAAGGGAGGCUACAAGAACAGGGGCAGCUCCUAAUGUGUCCGAUGCAUAUACCAUCAAUGGUCAACCUGGUGAUCUCUACAAAUGCUCGAGCAAAGACACGGUGAUAGUUCCAGUGAGUUCUGGUGAAACCAGCCUCCUUCGCGUCAUCAACUCUGCACUCAACCAACAGCUUUUCUUCACAGUGGCCAACCACAAACUCACAAUUGUUGGAGCCGAUGCCUCGUAUGUCAAGCCCUUCACCACCAAAGUACUAAUGCUUGGUCCGGGCCAAACAACUGAUGUCCUCAUCAAAGCUGAUCAGCCACCAGCCCGGUACUACAUGGCAGCACGUGCUUAUGCAAGCGCCCAAGGCGCACCAUUUGACAAUACCACAACUACAGCCAUCCUCGAGUACAAAACCCCAACUUGCACUUCUAAAAAUUGUGGCACCACAACACCUGUCAUGCCUCCUCUCCCAGCAUUCAAUGAUACAGCUACAGCAACAGCCUUCACUACCAGCUUCAAAAGCCCAAAACAAGUCCCCGUCCCAACUAAGAUCGACGAAAACCUCUUCAUCACAGUAGGCCUAGGCCUCAACAAGUGUCCACCAGGCGCCAGAGCUAGAAACUGCCAGGGUCCUAAUGGAACCCGCUUUUCUGCCAGCAUGAACAACAACACAUUCUCUCUUCCUUCAAACACCUCCAUUCUAAAAGCAUACUAUGACAAAAUCCCUGGAGUUUUCACCACUGAUUUUCCAAAAGUGCCACCAGUGAAAUUUGAUUACACUGGCAAUGUAAGCAGAUCACUCUGGCAACCAUCCCCCGGGACUAAAGUUUAUAAGCUAAAAUAUGGUUCCACAGUCCAAGUUGUUUUACAGGGAACAAGUAUAUUCACAGCUGAGAAUCAUCCAAUUCAUUUACACGGGUAUGAUUUCUACAUUGUUGCAGAGGGAUUCGGAAACUUCAAUCCAAAAACCGAUACAUCUAAAUUCAACCUUGUUGAUCCACCUCUCCGCAAUACUGCCAGUGUUCCUGUCAAAGGAUGGGCUGUCAUUAGAUUUGUUGCUGAUAAUCCUGGAGUUUGGAUUAUGCACUGUCACUUGGAUGUUCACAUAGGCUGGGGACUGGCCAUGACUUUCGUAGUAGAGAACGGAGUUGGAGAAUCACAGUCCUUAGAGAAACCUCCACCAGAUUUUCCCAAGUGCUGAUCAUGAUGAUAUCAAGCUAUCAACAACAUAAUCAUUUAGUACAACAAACAUGAUUAUUUCAGAUGGGCCCUGUUUUUACUUUUUAAUGUUGUUUGUUCCACAUUGGAGCUAGUUAUUAUUUGUUUUUUCAAUUUGUAAUCUUGAUAGAUAAAUCAGGUCGAGAUACAUAUGUAGUUUUAUACUUCGACCCACAUAUAUAUCUGUUAGGAUUAGACCAUUGUGUACGGUGGUUACUCAUGUAUUGCUUUACAUUCCAAGAGGAAAUGUAGAAUAUAAACUUUCUGUUUUGCAUUAUA
Daucus carota subsp. sativus is the source of this 2073-nucleotide messenger RNA. RefSeq names its product laccase-12. Lineage: Eukaryota; Viridiplantae; Streptophyta; Magnoliopsida; Apiales; Apiaceae. Gene Ontology annotation, molecular function: copper ion binding; hydroquinone:oxygen oxidoreductase activity. Gene Ontology annotation, biological process: lignin catabolic process. The record is from RefSeq and is a predicted model, not a curated record. The transcript has 6 exons. Gene Ontology annotation, cellular component: apoplast. The coding region runs from base 50 to 1777 and encodes 575 amino acids.